GUCAUAUCAGCAGUCAUCAAUUUUGCAGAUUGUGUCGCAGUUUUUAUCAACAAACAAAAGAGUCAUACUUCAUAGAGACAUUAAUACCAUUAUUGUUUUGAAAAGGAUUUAUAAAUUUUAUUGCGAUGGCUUUGACAAAUGUUUUGCUGCUAAGCCAAAUAGCGGGCUACGUGAUCGGCCUUAUUUUGUCUCUAUGUAUAAUUGUUCCUAUGAGCAUGCACCAGGAUGAGUUCAGUGGGCACUGUCUGCUCUUCUCCAAAGGAACCUGGCAAGAGGAAGAUGGCCAGCUACUUGUGAUGUGGGCCUCUCGUGCAUAUUGCAACUAUGUCAUUGUGGUUGGAGUGAUCAUGUUUAUAGUAUGCAGUGUACAAAUAUACAGACUGUCGGUGUUCAUGUACCGUGGCACAGAUAGCUCGUUCUUGUCGGCUUUUAUCGAAGCAGCAGUGUGCGCGCUGCUGUGUGCGCUGGGCGUUUCUUCUGCCGUGCUCGUCACGCUCGGCUUCAUGACAUGGUGCCAGAACAUUGUGGAGCGGUUCCCGAGUUGUGAGGAUGCGACCGGCCAAGAUAUAGAUAAAAAAGACAAAAUAUUAACACAUGGAUUCUACAUUGAACUUGGAACCGCUCAAUUCGGCGCGUGGGGCGCGUUCGCGACGUGGGUGGGGCUCGCCGUGUUCUCCACGCUCAAGGUGUGUCGCUACCACCAGCUGCAGAACAUACAGGUGUCCAUGUACCGCGAGCGGCAGAGGCUCGUCAACGAGGGAGGGUCCACCCCGCCCCACCACUAACUGCAGCACGCUGAAGAAGUCAGUGCCAAUACGUCCAAAGCGUCCCAUAUGCCAUCUCACUCGCACACGUCCGCCCCGAGGGAGACGGGAAGAGAUGUAUUCUUGAAUAAGAAAUAGGAAUGCUGUUGAUUCCAUAUCUCGCUUAACAGUGAAGACUCCUCUUCGCCAGAUUUUUAUGAAAUUAUGAAAUCUUCUCGCAUAAAAUAAGCGAUGUAUAUAUAUAUAUUGUAGCUUAAAUGUUUAUUUCGCAUUAAUUCAUUGUUUCAUACAUUGUCCAGUUAAAAAAAUAUAAAAUUAGAGUUUGUAAUAAAUUUAUGUACUAAAAUAUACUCUGUAAAUAUAGCUUAGUUUAAUAUAAAAUAUUAACUUUGUUUAGGCUGCGUAUAUCGAUGUGGCAAUGUUGUUCGGAGCCCUGGGACUGGGCUUCCGUUCCUACGGUAGUAGGUAAUGAGAUCAUGCACUAAAUUGUUAUGAGAUUUCAAUAACUGUAACAACAAUUGUAGUGAUUUUAAAUUUACAAACGUACGGCUUCACUUCAAAAUGUUGUGUAACGUGUGAACACUGUAUACUCUAUUCCAAUCAUAACAGGAAAAAAGCCAAAUAAACAACAUUUGACAGCAAAUUGACGCGAUAUCAUUGGUCGAGAGCUUGAUUAAUCUAUCACUAUGGUUUUGUGAAAAAAUGGCGUAAUGAACGUCCACGAAACUUUUAUCAGCAUUUUGUAAGUAAAAUUAAAGUGAAAAUAAGUAGUUCAGUGUAAUAGUGUUGUAUUAUAAAUAAAUAUAUAUUAAUCAUAAACUCUCAGUAGUGCACAACAUAGCUGAGUUAUUAGUAAAUCGCAUGAAAUACGUGAUUCUAAGGUUUAUUUUUUAUCCUAUUUCCAUUGGAAUAGGCUAUGUGCUCUUUCUGUUUUUAUGGGUUUCGCCGUUUGAAAGAGAAAGAUAACAUUAACUAAUCCCAUUGAACAACAUUUUAGGUAGAACCGUAAGCCAUUACUCUAGAAACGUAUAAAUAUUUAUUGUAUAAACUUUUAAAUAGAGCUAAAUUAGUAAUAUAUAUAUAUUCGUAUAGAUAAGGGAAAUUAUUUAUUUAUUUAAACUUAGAAGUCAUCGCUGUACUAUAAUGUGUUUUUAAAGAAGGUUAUCAGUUUUAUUUUUGUACAAAUUUUCCUAUACCUAUUAACCUCGCCUAUUGUAAAUUGUAUUUUUUUUUUCGUUGAUAUGGAAAUAAUGAAUGGCCCCUAGCUUAUAUAUGUAUAUUAGGUCAAGAGCAAUCAUAUUUUAUUAAAAAAACUCGAAUGACUUAACAUCGUGGUUUUGCGUCAUUCGAUGUCGUAUGGAGAACGGAUUUUAAUUACUCCUGCUAUAUUGAAUUGAUCAACCAUUGCGUAAGAGUGGACACUAUGUACGUCGUGUCGUUUGUCUUCGACCCAUUUAUAGCAAAUUACAAUACCGCUUUUAGGUGAUGACUAUUGUAAAUGUUGCCAACUUUAAAAAAUACUAUUAAUGUUAACAAAAUGUCAGCUGUAUUUAUUCAUAUAUAUAUUAUUACACCAAGUUUUUCGUUAUAGAAAAUAAUGUUCUGUAGUUACCACUGGUAUUAAUGGAUUAAUAAAAAAAAAAACAAUGCUCUCGAUGACAUUUUUGAACCUUGUAGUGUUUUUUAUUUACAUGGAAUUAUUUAUCUGGUACAUUUUAGACUUUAAUAAAAUAAUUUUCAUUUUCUCUCCUAACUUAAUAUACAGGUCUGCAUUUGGCGUAGGUUAUCCUAAAUCAAUAGUCAGUUUUUAAUUCAGUUUCACUGACUCGAAAAUUUAUAAAAGGCUGUUGAAAAUGAAUGUGUCAAAAAAUAUCCUAGAUUAUAAUGUUAUACUAGGUGAAGCGGUCACUCUAAUAAUAAAGUAACCCAUUGGUAAUCCAAUAAUAUAUUCUGUAUAUCGAACAAGGAGGAUGUAAAUGUUGAUAUUACUGAAGUGCAAUACAUCAAUAUUAAAAAAUAUGUUCUGUACUAUUCCACGAAACGAGCUUUCAAUGAAAAUUGCCUCUGUGCGCCCAUUGUCCAAAUCUCUGACACAUUUUUGAGAUUCGUCCGCGCACAGCGAUGAAUGAGAUCCGCGGGCGGACAGAGUUUUUUCGACUCGUGGAAUGGACUAUACUUUUAUUUAAAUUAAAUAAAAUCAAAUGUGAUUAUUAUAUAUGAUAUUAAA
Messenger RNA from Vanessa tameamea, 2991 nucleotides. RefSeq names its product transmembrane protein 179. The record is from RefSeq and is a predicted model, not a curated record. The transcript has 5 exons. The coding region runs from base 126 to 785 and encodes 219 amino acids. Lineage: Eukaryota; Metazoa; Arthropoda; Insecta; Lepidoptera; Nymphalidae.